Molecule: messenger RNA, 3069 nt
Organism: Zygotorulaspora mrakii
Lineage: Eukaryota; Fungi; Ascomycota; Saccharomycetes; Saccharomycetales; Saccharomycetaceae
Gene: MSH3
Product: mismatch repair protein MSH3
Exons: 1
Coding region: 1-3069 (1022 amino acids)
Biological process (GO): mismatch repair
Cellular component (GO): nucleus; MutSalpha complex
Molecular function (GO): ATP binding; mismatched DNA binding; ATP-dependent DNA damage sensor activity
Source: RefSeq, a predicted model, not a curated record
AUGGCUGGUCAGCCUUCAAUCAGCAAGUUUUUCAAACAGGUCAAAAUAAAUGAAUACAAGACAACUGUUGAUGUCAAGAACUCUGCUGGCAGAAUAAGAUCAGAAUUGGACAGCAAUGCCGAUAAAAUGGCAAAUGAGGGUGGAAUAAAUCCUCAGACUACACUGAAAGAUAAUAUUCCGCAAGAUGCCACUAUAAAGGACUGUAAUAUGUCAAACAAAAAUCAAGCUCGAGAGCAUGUUAUUGUGGAUGUAGACGAUUCCGAAGAAGAAGGACAUAGUACUGCUUUUCAGAGGAAGAGGACCCUACCUAAUUCUUUUGAUACUGCAGCUUAUAGUAAUAAUGUGAUAAUCAAGCCCAAAAGGCAAACCACAGUGAAUAAAUUCAAAGAUAUGAAGUUGACACCUCUAGAUCAACAAAUAAAAGAACUAAAGGAGUCUCACCUAGAUAAACUGCUUGUGGUUAGAGUGGGCUACAAAUAUAAAUGCUUUGCUCAAGAUGCUGUUAUAGCUAGCCAGAUUUUGCAGAUCAAGCUGAUUGCGGGAAAGUUGACAUUUGACAAUUCCAAUCCGCAAGACGAGGAAUUCAGGCAAUUUGCCUACUGCUCUUUCCCGGAUACAAGACUCAAUGUUCACUUGGAACGUCUGGUUCAUCAUGAUCUCAAAGUUGGAGUUGUUGAGCAAUCUGAAACUACCGCUAUCAAGAAAUAUUCUAAAGACAAGAAUAAAAGUAAUGUAUUUCAGAGAAACGUUACGAACACUUUCUCUAAGGCAACCUAUGGUAUUAAUAAUACUUUUUCUCCAAGAAGUGGUCCAAUUCUUGGUGAAAAUAAUAGUAUAUGGGCGCUCUCUGCAACUGUAGGUCCUGAGAAAUCAAGAUCUUAUGCUCUUAUAUCAGUCAAUUUUAGUAAAGGUGAAGUGGUUUACGACAGUUUUCAAGAGACAUCUUCUUCCUUGGAAAAAUUAAUAACACGAUUAAGUUACCUUGAACCGAAAGAAGUAGUAAGCGAUGGGCAAUUCACAAUUGACAUCACUCAAUGUUUACGGAAGAGAAAAUGUAUUAUUCACGAGAGCAUAUCGAAUGUGACCCCGAAUUUACAAAUAAGUGAGACAUGUGAGAAACUCAAAAUGAACGAACACCAGCUAAAAAUGGUUGACCUCCUUUAUCAUUAUAUCAAAAGUUACGGAAAUGAGCAAAUUUUAUUGCUAUCAUCUACAUACAAGCCUUUUGUUUCUAAUACACACAUGCUGCUGACGUCUAAUACAAUUCAAAGCUUGGAUAUAUUCUCAAAUGAGGGAGGAAAAGGCUCUUUAUUUUGGGUUCUGGAUCAUACUCGAACAUCGUUCGGUUCGAGAGAAUUGAAGGAAUGGAUCUCAAAGCCUCUCGUAAACAGGUCUGACAUUGAGGACCGUCUCGAUGCGAUACAGUGUAUCAAAGGGCAGAUUAAUAAUCUGUUUUUUGAAUCGUUAAACCGUGUGCUUAAAAGCUCUCCAGAUCUCUUGCGAACAUUGAAUCGGAUAGCAUACGGCAAUACUUCACGAAAGGAGGUCUACUAUUUUCUUAAACAACUCGCACUCUUUGCAAAUCAUUUUGAGACCCAUGCGAACUUCUUACACCAUCAGCUUGAAUCAUCUGAUGGAAAAAUUCGCAAAAAUUCAAGGCUUCUAACGAGAAUAUUAACCGAGAUGCGUGAUUACUCAAAGAAUUCAAAAGUAACACACUUUUUGUCAAUGAUAAACGUCUCAGCUAUUUUGGAAAAAGAUAUGGAAAAACAAAUAAGUGAAUAUUUUAACUUGAAUAACUAUGAUCAUUCCGAAACAUUAAUACAAAGACAGAGGCAGAUAAGUGCCGUUAAGGAAGAACUGAUGGAUGAGCUUGUGAGCAUCAGGAAGCUUUUGCGAAGGCCUCAUAUGGAUUAUAAAGAUGCGGUUGACUAUCUCAUCGAGGUUAGAAAUACUCAAAUUAAAGAUCUUCCUUCAGAUUGGGUCAAGGUUAAUGAUACCAAGAUGGUUAGCCGCUUUCAUACCCCUACCACCAGUCGGCUGGUCGAAAAACUGCAAUACCAUAAAGACCUGCUACUUCAUGAAGCCGACGAAGAAUUUCAUCGAUUCCUGAGUCGUAUCAAAAAGGAAUAUUCUAAUUUAAGAAGUUACCUGCAAAACUACGCAGUUUACGACGCGAUUCUAUCACUCGCAGCAACAUCUUGCAAUCAAGGUUACGUUCGCCCAGUGUUUACUAGCAAAAAGCAGUGUAUAAAAUCUUCCAAUGCACGCAAUCCAGUUAUAGAAUCGUUGGAUGUAAGCUAUGUGCCAAAUGAUAUAAAUAUGAACGAGGAAGAUGGAAAGGUUCUUGUUUUGACGGGUCCUAAUAUGGGUGGGAAAUCGUCUUAUGUUAGAAAGGUUGCCCUUCUCGUCAUACUAGCUCAGAUUGGCUCUUUUGUACCCGCUGAUUAUUUCGAAGUUAGCAUUUUCGAUAGUAUGUUUACACGUAUAGGAGCCUAUGAUGAUAUUUUACGUGGUCAAUCUACGUUCAAAGUGGAAAUGCUUGAUAUCAUGCGUAUUCUCGAAGGAUUUUCAAAAACAUCUCUUCUUUUAUUAGAUGAAGUAGGAAGAGGGACCUCUACAGAGGAUGGUAAAGCAAUUGCUUUUUCCUUGUUGAAGUACUUCAUAGGAAGGUUAGAUUGCCCUUUAAUCCUUUUCACGACUCACUAUCCUUCUCUUGCGGGGUUAUCCAGUACUUUAUUAAAAAACUACUACAUGGAUUAUGAAGAGCAGAGAACCGCAGGGGAAAGUUGGUCUAGUGUGGUUUUCCUUUAUAAGCUAAGGCCCGGGACUGCAAGAAAUUCUUUUGGCAUGAAUGUUGCAAAAUUGGCGGGUAUUGAUAAGAACAUAAUAAAUACCGCUUUUACAGUGUCUGAAUGUAUGAGAAAGGAAAGUAUUUCUAGUGAGAAGAUGGCUCUUUCGUUUCAGAUGAAAAAGGUCAUGUCGUCCAAUGCCUCAUCAAAUGAAAAAUUGGUUAAACUGCUGCAUGUAGGAAAGCAAGAAAAUAAUAAUGCCGCAGGAUGCAGUUAG